UCUCCUUAGGCUUUCGGAUUUAUGACGCGUGUUGCUCUGCAAGCGGAGAAGAUGAAUCACCACCCGGAAUGGUUUAAUGUCUACAGCAAGGUUCAGAUAACCCUGAUUUCCCACGACUGCGGUGGACUGACCAAGAGAGAUGUGAAGCUGGCUCAGUUUAUUGACAAAGCAGCUGCCUCGGUGUAA
Molecule: messenger RNA, 186 nt
Organism: Pelecanus crispus (Dalmatian pelican)
Lineage: Eukaryota; Metazoa; Chordata; Aves; Pelecaniformes; Pelecanidae
Source: RefSeq, a predicted model, not a curated record